Gasterosteus aculeatus aculeatus (three-spined stickleback) is the source of this 2389-nucleotide messenger RNA. RefSeq names its product DMRT-like family A2 (gene dmrta2). Gene Ontology annotation, molecular function: protein binding; DNA-binding transcription factor activity, RNA polymerase II-specific; RNA polymerase II cis-regulatory region sequence-specific DNA binding. Gene Ontology annotation, biological process: regulation of transcription by RNA polymerase II; sex differentiation; germ cell development. Lineage: Eukaryota; Metazoa; Chordata; Actinopteri; Perciformes; Gasterosteidae. Gene Ontology annotation, cellular component: nucleus. The record is from RefSeq and is a predicted model, not a curated record.
UUGACUUCACCAUUUGCCCAGAGAUGAACGGCUGAGCAGAUCCGAUCGGCUCACUACUAGUAUAACUAAAGCAGAUCGUUCUGAAGAGAGGCCAUUUCUCCUUUCAUUCGUUCAGUUUACACCAACGAGGAACCAGGGCAUGGAUCUGAGACAGGAGCACCCCGCGGUCUCCUCCGCCUCUCAAGUCCACAGUGCGGCGGGCGCCUCCAUCCCGGUGUCCAUGGCCGGCACCCUCCUGCGCGGCCCGCCGCUCAUCCUGCGCGCCUCCGACAAGUACCCGCGCACCCCGAAGUGUGCCCGCUGCAGGAACCACGGCGUGGUGUCCGCGCUGAAGGGCCACAAGCGCUACUGCCGCUGGAAGGACUGUAUGUGCGCCAAGUGCACGCUGAUCGCCGAGAGGCAGCGGGUGAUGGCGGCGCAGGUGGCGCUGCGGCGGCAGCAGGCGCAGGAGGAGAACGAGGCGCGGGAGCUGCAGCUCCUCUACGGCACCGCGGAGGGACUCGCCCUGGCCGCCGCCAACGGCAUCAUCCCGCCGCGUCCCAACUACGAGGUGUUCACCUGCGUCAACAGCGAGAGCAACUCAGAUUCAAGUGUCCAGAAAUACGAGCUGUUUCCGAAGAGUCAGCUCUCCGGAUCCGCCGCAUCUCAGCAGAACUCCGGGAAACCGGCGUCCACCGAGAGCGACUCGGCCCCGGGCAUCUCUUCCCCGGACGGCCGACACGGAGGCUCGGGUUCCGAGAACGGAGACAGCGAGUCUUUCAUAAGCUCGCCGGUCUCCAAGCCUCUGAAAGACGGAGGGGAAACUCCCCGUUCCGUCAGCUCCCUCGGCUCCGAUUCCGGCUCCGAGACCGACAAGGACGAGCAGGAGCCGUCCCCGUCCUCCGCGGCCUCCCGCCACAUGAACGCCAUCGACAUCCUGACCCGAGUGUUCCCGAGCCACAAGCGCAGCGUCCUGGAGCUCGUCCUGCAGGGCUGCGGUAAGGACGUGGUGCAGGCCAUCGAGCAGAUCCUCAACAACAGCGGCGGCGGCGGCGGCGCGCAGGGCUCCAACAAGGCCGGGGCGGACGAGACAUGGACGGCCGAGCGGGUGCUCCAAAGCGCGCAGCAGCUUCCUCCGUCCUCCGCGUCCACGACCACGCCGACGAGGCCCAUGUUGCCCGGAGCCAUGACGCUCAGCAACCGCUCCGCGUUCUCCCCCCUGCAGCCGAACUCCCCGCACUUCACCGCCGACCCCGGCGCCUACUCCCUGGGCACCCACCUGGGAUUGAACCCGCUGCGGCUGGCGUACUCCGCGCACAGCCGGGGACUGGCCUUCAUGACGCCUUACUCCACCAGCGGGUUGAUGCCCACGCUGGGCUUCAGGCCCCCGAUGGACUACGCCUUCAGCGACCUGAUAAGGGACAGGACAAUGUUACACAAGGAGCAGGGCUAUGCCAGCGGCCUGUAGGGGCCUUUGGUCAACAACACGCCGGAGGAACCGUGAGGCCGCUGGGUUGACCGGACGGACACGUUGCAUUUUAUUUGUAGCCACAAGUGUUGAAUGUUUUGGCGAAAAUCUGUGAUGUGAUUUGGCUGCAGGCUGCUGUAAAUAAUAGGAUUUGCUGGCUUGUAGUUAAAAGGUCCGGGAGGUAAAAUAAAAAUACAUGAAUAAAAAAAAACUCACAACUAAACUCACUUAUGUGUAAUUUAAAAAAAAAACAUGCUUUUUAUAUGUUUGACUGUAAAGUCCGGAUGACAUUUGUGAACCUGAUCAAUAAAAUAACCGGAAGCUGAAAAGAUAUUUAUACACGCCAAAAUAAAUCACAAUGAACAUGGGGAAUUAAAAAAUCCUAAAAAAUAAAUAAAAAGUAAACCCAGUCACAGAAAAAAUGCUAUGAAUAUAUAUUGCUUUUAUUACUGACUUCUGUUGCAAUUCUGCACCAAGAUAUAAAAAAGGGAAAAAGCAAAGACAUGUUUUAUCAUUUUCUUUUCAGCUGGUCGGCAAAUAUUAAGUGCACAUUAAAUUAAUAAUAAACAUUCCUCUCACACUCAUAAAUAAUAAUAGAAAAGGCAAAAUUAAAUUAUUAUAACGUAUGAUUAUGUAGAUUAUACAGAUAUUAACCCAAUUUCCUGAUGUACAAGUUGAACUAAUGUGUAAAUGUCAUCCCCUUUUUCUUUAUAUUAUUUACCUUAUCUCAACAUAUUUCUUUAGUUUAUUUCCAACUGCCUGUAUUAUAUAUUGCAUUUGGUAAUAUGAAACGCUCUGCUAUGUUUGACUUUUCAUUUAUCCUUUAGUCGGCUCCUAUAUUUUGUGACAAAGUGCUGGAUCAGGUCAGUUCAUCUUCAAAUGUUACAAGCUGUGCUGUCACAUUGUAUGAAUAUGAUGGAAAUAAAUGUUAUUUUAAAGAAA